CCCAACUGUCUGUGUGGUCUUAAAGCUCGUUUGUGUACGAAGCGGGAAAUUGGCCGUCAAUUUUUUGGAUGCCAGAGAUGGAAGGAGGGGUUGGGAUGCGGCUAUUUUCUAUGGAAAGAGAAUAUAUCAUAUCUCCCUCAAGAAAAUGAAGCAUACACAGGGGUUACUGGCUUUUUAAAAUUUGCAAUUCAUGAGCUGAAGAGAUUGAUGUUAGCUAUGCAACGUGAUAUGCAAAGCAUCAAAAUGGUUCUUGAAAGUGAAGCUAAAGAGAAGAUAUUCUGGAAGAGAAUGUGGCAAGGACUUGUGAUAUUUGUUAUUGCAAUUGUUGUUGUGAAAAUUGUAAUUGUUGGCAGUGUAUUAGUGUAGUAUUGUAA
Messenger RNA from Cuscuta europaea, 374 nucleotides. Lineage: Eukaryota; Viridiplantae; Streptophyta; Magnoliopsida; Solanales; Convolvulaceae. The record is from the annotation of a GenBank genome assembly.